UGGCAGAGUGCUGCAGUUUCACUCGUCUAUUGAAAUACUUUUCAAAAUCACUUGUUCAACAAGAUCUUUAACUGGGCUCCUUGCAGAUCAUAGGUACUUGGAGUGGUGAUAUAUCGGGUAGUAUUUCUUGUAUCACCGACUGAAUUGAUUCUGGAAUGCCAGAGGAUACAGUUUCUCAACCACAGGCUGUCCAUAGCCACCUGGAGAAACCAUCAGCUACAGCAAUUCUCUGCAAUAACUGUGGAAGCCCAUGCAAAGGGGAAGUUUUGAGAGUUCAGAACAAACAUUUUCAUAUUAAGUGUUUUGUUUGUAAAGCUUGUGGAUGUGACCUGGCUCAAGGAGGAUUUUUUGUGAGACAGGGAGACUACAUCUGUACUUUGGACUAUCAAAGACUCUAUGGCACACGGUGCAUCAGCUGUGAUGAAUUCAUUGAGGGGGAAGUAGUUUCAGCACUGGGGAAAACCUACCACCCGGCCUGUUUUGUGUGUGCUAUUUGCAGGCUGCCUUUUCCUCCAGGGGGCCUGUCUACACUGCCCCCUGCUGGCAGCAAUAGCACUUUCCUCAUCCAGGCCCUGCGAAGGCUGACAAUCCGGGUCCUGUCUGCGAGGCGUGGAUGUAUGGUUGCACUAAAAUACUGCUGA
Molecule: messenger RNA, 641 nt
Organism: Pelodiscus sinensis (Chinese soft-shelled turtle)
Lineage: Eukaryota; Metazoa; Chordata; Testudines; Trionychidae
Source: RefSeq, a predicted model, not a curated record